Messenger RNA from Adineta steineri, 1707 nucleotides. Lineage: Eukaryota; Metazoa; Rotifera; Eurotatoria; Adinetida; Adinetidae. The record is from the annotation of a GenBank genome assembly.
AUGAUUUUAACUAGAGAAAGUAUUGAUCCAUGUGUACUAUGUAAUGUUCUUGCUCCUAUAUUUAUAUGUGGAUUUUUUGGUAAUAUUAUAUGUAUAAUAGUUUUUCUUCGUCGUCGUUUUCGUACACGUUCAAUUAGUGUUUAUUUUAUUGCUUUAUUUUUUAUUGAUUGCUUAUUAUUAUUUAUAUCACAUGUUGCUAAAAUGUUAAUAUUUGAUGCAUCAAAAUCUUGUUGGUUUAAUAUUUUUUUAUCAAAAUUUAUUGAACUUAUACAUUAUGAAAGUAUGGUUGAACAUGGUGUUUUAUCUGUUUUAACAUAUAAUACAAUAUAUACACAAAUUUCAAUGCUUAUUUUUAUGUUUAUGUCAAUACAACGUGUACGAACAUUUUCAUCAAUAUCAUAUCGUGAAAGUCGAAUGUGUGCAUUUAUGUUAACAUUAAUUGCAUUUAUAUAUGGAAUUAUUGUUUCUUAUAUUCAAUUAUAUGAUGGAUUUUGUAUAAAAGAAUUAAAAUUAAAUGAAAAUCAAAAUUUUCAAAUUGAUUUGUUAAUUAAUGAUACAAGACUUGUAUAUAAUGAACAAUGUGCAUCAAGAUUUAUAAAUAAUUCAGUAUUCAAUUCAACAACUACUGCUUAUCAUCAUAAUUUAACAUAUUCUGUGACAAAUGAAUCGUUGAAUAAUAGUACUGAUCCGAUAUGUCAUUCGAGAAAAAAUUGGCAUCGCAUACGUCAUCGAACUGUUGCAUAUGUUUAUCUUCAGUCAUAUAUGUCGAUUGAUUGGCCAGAUGAAUAUGCUAAUCGCUCUGAAUGUGAUGAUACAGAAGAUGAUACAGAAAAGUUACCAGAAUAUCUUCUUUUGGCUAUAAAUAAUCUAACACACCCACUAUUACAGACACGUCCUGAGCAAGAUUAUUUUCUCGCACAUCAAUAUUGUACUCAAACAGCUCAUUUUAUUAAUGCCUAUGCUAAUUGUUCAUUUCCUUUAUCAGCUACAACGUUUCGAAAUUUCUAUCAAUUUUUAUAUGAUCGUCGUUUGUCAUUAAAAAAUCGUUAUACAAUUGGCUUUAUUAUAGGAACAUUUAUUCCAUCAUCUAUAUGUAUUCUAUCAUCAUUUAUUUGUCUUUAUUAUAUAUCAAAUCGACCAUUAAUACGAAAACAUAGUCAUUCACGUGCUGAACUUCGUUCAUUAUCACUUAUUUUAGUUGAAAUUUUAUUAAGUUUAAUGAGUGCAUUGCAAUCUUAUAUAAUAAAUUUUUUUACAUGCCAUGGUUUACUCUUUCGCAUGCAAUCAGAUAAAUGUUAUGGACCACAAAGUGAAAAUAUUUUACCAAUGUUUCUUGGUAGUAUUGUUGAAUUAUUUACAUCAACAUCAAAUAUACUUAUACUUAUGAUCUGUGGAGCACAAUUUCGUAAUGAACUUAUUGAAAUUCUUCAUUUAAAAAAGUUAUUUUCAAAACAAAAAGAACGACAAAGUAGAGGUGAAGAAUCUAAAAGUAAUCGUAAACCAUCAACUAUAGCAUUACCUCUUCGUAUGGUAUUACCAUCUACAUUAUCACAUAAUGAAAUGUCUCGACGAACUGAUAUUUCUUAUGAUCCAUCAAUGGAUUCAUUAAUAAUAACAGGGCAAAAUAAAGAUGAAAUUAGUAUAACUGAAGCUGAUCAACAUUCAGAUGAAACAAGUCAGUAUCUGAUUAAAUUGACUAGUGUUUAA